This is a messenger RNA of Balaenoptera ricei (Rice's whale), 3619 nucleotides long. It is a transcript of the gene COQ10A, whose product is annotated as coenzyme Q10A. Gene Ontology annotation, cellular component: mitochondrion. The transcript has 6 exons. Gene Ontology annotation, biological process: ubiquinone biosynthetic process; cellular respiration. The coding region runs from base 216 to 1004 and encodes 262 amino acids. Gene Ontology annotation, molecular function: ubiquinone binding. The record is from RefSeq and is a predicted model, not a curated record. NCBI's taxonomy places the organism in Eukaryota, Metazoa, Chordata, Mammalia, Artiodactyla, Balaenopteridae.
GGGGUACUGGGAGCUGCGGGAGCAGCGGUAGCGGCUUCAGUUCUAGGCAACCCGGACGCCCGGGCAGGAACAAGGGGAGAGGAGCUACCGCCCCGCGCCGCCCCUGCGCUCGGGGGCCCUGAACUCGCCCGGCUGCCGCUAACCUCCGCUCUUCCUCUGGAGUGAGGAGUGCGCAGCUGGUAUCAGAGCCGAGAGGGCAAGGGAGGGUAGCGCGCAUGGCCUCGGCAGGCGCGCGGCGACUCCCGGCCGGGACGCGCGCGGCGGCCAGGGGCUGCAGCGGCCUCUCGCUGCUCCCGGCCCCGCCCCUGGUCCCUCCGCGACCGCCGGGACCAAUGAGAUUUCUGAUCUCGUGCAGCCUCUUCUUGCCCCGGGCUGCCCAGGUCUUGGCGGCUGAGGCUGGCUUACCUCCCAGCCGUUCCUUCAUGGGCUUUGCUGCCUCCUUCACCAACAAGCGAAAGGCUUACUCCGAGCGUAGGAUCAUGGGGUACUCAAUGCAGGAGAUGUACGAGGUGGUAGCCAAUGUCCAGGAGUAUCGUGAGUUUGUGCCCUGGUGUAAGAAGUCUUUAGUGGUAUACAGCCGCAAAGGUCACCUGAAGGCCCAGUUGGAGGUUGGCUUUCCACCUGUUAUGGAACGUUAUACUUCUGCUGUUUCCAUGGUCAAACCUCACAUGGUCAAGGCUGUUUGCACCGACGGCAAGCUCUUCAACCACUUAGAGACCAUUUGGCGGUUCCGUCCUGGUAUUCCUGCCUAUCCCCGAACUUGCACUGUGGACUUCUGGGGCUGGAGAGGUUACUGCUUGAUGAUGCCUGGCCUGCGUGCCAAGCUCCCUGACUCUCACUGCAGCUUUAACAGCAAUGGCCAGAAGAGGGAGCUCCUGGAAAGCCAAAGGACCUGUCUAAUGAUCUUAAUUCCCCGACCAGGGAUGGAACCCACGCCCCCUGCAGUGGAAGCACAGAGUCUUAACCGCUGGACUGCCAGGGAAGUCCCAAGGAGUUUUUCUUAAUAUUCACCACCAAUCCAGGCACCUGGUGGCUAUGGUUGCUGGGUCUCCCUCACCUGUGGAUGGUGAGGUACAAGCGCAUGAGCUCCGUGAACUGAGCGUCAGUAUAGCCUAACAUGUUGGUGAAAUUGUGGGACCAGUCCAGCUUAGAAUCAAUGGCCCCAAUACUGCUGCCCUCUCGAUGGAGAUUCCGGUAGAUCUUUGCUGCAACACAAGGUAGCUUUGCAAUCAGAUCCAUACAGUCUUCAUAAAUCAACUGAUGGGGAGAAGAGGAAAAUGGAGGAAAAAAGAAGAGGAAUUAUCAACAAGGAAGAAUAAGGCAGGGAUGGUGUUUGUUCUCUAUGGACUGGGCUAUUUGGAUUGAUGAUUCUAUGCUGGGUGAUUAUAAACGGAGUAUAACAACAAUGACCAUUUAACUGAAUAACUGUUACGACCCAGGCACCGCAUUAAGGGAUUUAUACAAACUAUCUCAUGUAUAUUAAAACAUUAUUCCCAAUUUUUUCCCAUUCUACAAAGUAUAUAAUGACCUCCAUUUUACAGAAAAGGGAACUGAGGCUCAGAGCAUUCAGUUAAAUGCCAAAGUCAGAUUUUGAACCCUUGUAUGUUUAACCAUGAUCUUUUCCACUACAUGACUUUGCAUUCAAAGAAUGUGCUAAGACACUAGGUUUUAAUAAUUCUAUGUUCCAUCUUUCAAAGAAAAUUCACCAUAUACACCAAGGGUCAAACAGUGGCAUUCAAUUGUUAGUUAUUAACAAAGGCUUCCAUUUUUUUAAGCACUUACUAUAUAACAGGUACUGUGCUAGAUAUAUUAUUUUCAUUUUUUUCUUUUCUUACAAUAGUCCUGUAAGGUAACAUAGCCUUCAUUUGUAAAAACUGGGGCACAAGGUUACCCACUCAGCUAAUAAGCAUCACCUAGCUUAAAUAAUUAUUAACUCAUGGCCAUGCUUGUUUCAUCUAUACCCUUACUUUCCCCUCUCAUCUCCCAAAUUAUUUUGAGUGAAUCCCAGAUAGCAUAUAUAACAUGUAAGUAUUUAAGCAUGUAUCUCUAAAAGAUAAAGGUCCUUCAUAAUCAAAAUCACAAAACCAUUAUCCUACUGAAAAGAAUUUAACAAUUCUUCAAUAUCAUUAACUAUCUACUCAGUAUUCAAGUCCCCCCCACCUCAUUCAUUUAUUAUAAAGCUCCCCCUCAUUUGUCUGUUUCACUGAAAAUAGCCCACAUUGCAACUGUCUGACAUGUCUCUGAAGUCUUUUUAAUUAAUUUAAGUUCCCUCUUAUGCUGUGCUUUUUUUACUUUGCAGUUUAUUUGUGGAAAAUCAGAUCAUUUGUCCUGUAGAAUUUCCCACAGUUUAGAUUUUGCUAGUUAUAUACCUGUGAUGUCAUUUAACCUCUGUCCACUGUAUUUCCGACAGACUGAUAGAGCUGGAGGUUUGAGCAGAUUCAUGUUCAAUUUCUUUAGCAAGACUUUUUGAUAAAUAGUGCUGUGUUCAUUUAUUAAGAGAAACAUAUAAUAUCUGGUUGUCUUUUUGUGAUGUUAAUAGCGUGCUCAACUUUUAUGUCUCAAUUCUAUCUUCUCAUAGGGAUUUUAAGUUCCUUUAGGGAGGGUGACAGGGUUUCAGUAGUUUUUUUGGUUUUUUUUUUUUUUUGGCCAUGCUGUGAGGCUUGUGCGAUCUUAGUUCCCAGACCAGGGAUCGAACUCGUGCCCCCUGCAGUGGAAGCAUAGAGUGCUAACCAAUGGACCGCCAUGGAAUUCCCAAGUUUUUUCUUUUAAUAACAAAAAAAUUCAGGAAUUCCCUGGCGGUCCAGUGGUUAGGACUCGGUGCUUUCACUGCCAGGGCCUGGGUUCAAUUCCUGGUUGGGAAAGAACCUGCAAGCCAUGAGAUGCGGCCAAAAAAACACACAAAACCAAACAAAACAAUAAAAAAAAUUUCUACUUUCAGUCACAAUACAUUGAAAGCGUGGAGAAAAUACUUGCUGAAUGACAUUACAUAGUGCUAUCCUAUCAAGCUAACUGGCUAAAUGUUCCUGUAAGAAGUCAUGAGGUUUUGGUAGUUUUGUUGGAACAAAGAACAAAAUCUAUAAUAACUAGCCUAAAUGAGAUAAUCUCUGUGAAGUCAUCUAUUACUCAAGUACUCAGUGAAUUUUGUCAAUGCCACCAAGAUUCAAUGAGAAUACUGCCAAAAUUAAAAAGCUACUUGAAGCAAGAAGUACUUAGCUAACACUUGCAAGUUCUCAGGAGAUUACUUACAUGAUAAUCGUACUAUUAACCAUACCUCCUUGCAGAUUUACAUCCCCCAAGGAAGUAGGUUAUUUCCAGAAGCCUGCAUCAAGGAUAUGCAGUUCUAAGGGACCUGGAUUCAUUAGCAGAAUGCCAAGAACAAGAUCCUGGGCUAGGCAAACUGGUAUCUGUGGAGUAUGUACUAACUUUCAAAAUCAUUUGUAAAGUAUGAAUGACCACAACAUAAAGAAACGACAAAAAGAGGAUUGUUUCAACUUCUAGCACUGAGAAUGAAGUUUAUAAAGCAGCAAGUAUCAGAUGAGGUAUGACAGUGUGGGAUCUUUACCCUGCUUUUUGUAGUGGUAAAGCUGUACAGUCAAGAGAUUAAAUAAACAAACAAACA